Arachis ipaensis is the source of this 1516-nucleotide messenger RNA. Its product is annotated as L-type lectin-domain containing receptor kinase VIII.2-like. Gene Ontology annotation, molecular function: carbohydrate binding. The record is from RefSeq and is a predicted model, not a curated record. Lineage: Eukaryota; Viridiplantae; Streptophyta; Magnoliopsida; Fabales; Fabaceae.
UAAUUUCCCCAAGUAUGAAUAUACCAACAAUAAUAGGUAAUCACUUUGACAAUUAAUUAAUUAAUUAAUUAUUUCGUUGUUUUGAGGAAAAACAGAGGUGGGGUUGAUUGAGCGAUAACCAAUUGUAGUUACAACCUCCACAGCCAUAAUAGAAUUUCUGGGUCCCACAAACAAUAACAGAAAAACAACGGUAACAGCACUAUCACCGUUUUUUCGAAGAAAUGAGGAUAAUGGUUACGUCAUUGUUCAUCGCAAUAUUCAUCACAAUGUUCAUCAUUUCCCUAACCGUUUCUGUUCAAUCUUCUCCUUCCUCACAACCGCCGCCUGUUUCCGUUAACCAUAACAACUUUGACAAUGACAUCAAUCUCUCAGGUGACGCUCACGCCGUCAAAGACCGGGUGAGUCUCACGCGCCCCUCACAGUUCAGCUCCGGCCUCCUUCUCCGAAACACCUCAAUCACAUUCUCCUCUGCCAGCGCCAACACCACCGCCAAUACAACCGGCACCUCCCUCUCCGUCGAAUUCUCAUUCUCAAUCUCCCCCGCCGCCGCCUCCGACGAUGGCGGUAGCGGUUUCGUCCUUAUCCUCUUCCCUGGCGACUUCGAGAAUGUAUUCUCGGCUAACUACUCAUUCGGCAUCUCAAAAGAAUACAGCAAAAACUAUGUCGCCGUCGAAUUCGACACCUCGCAAGAUGACGAGUUCAACGAUCCAAACGCGAACCACGUCGGAAUAGACGUCGGAAGCCUCAUCUCCGUCGCAAUCGCGAAUGUCUCCGACUCAGACAUUGUCCUCAACAACGGCGAGAAGCUGAAAGCUUGGGUUGAUUACGUGGCAAGUUCGAAGAAUCUCGAGGUUCGGUUAUGCAAGUCCAGUGAAGACCGCCCUAACGAUCCGAUCGUUUCGCACAAAAUCGAUUUGGCUAAACUCUGGGGAAACGAGCCCGUGUUCGUUGGUUUGAGUGCCUCGAACGACGCGGAUUCCGUUCAGGUUGUUAGUGUGUACACGUGGAAGGUGGUGAGUUCUGGAGACGUGGCAGAACGUCAGGGUGCACGAAACGUGCCGGCUGAAGAAGAGAAGGGUAGUUUUGGAACUUUGUCGGUUCUUGCUGAGGUUAUAUUCGGAACUGUGUGUGUUGCGUUGGUUGCUUUUGUGGUACUGUUUCUGUGGGCCAUAUUCUUUCAGAAGCACGAGGAAGAACAGUCAUUUGCGCUUGGGAAGAGAGAGAACCUUGAGUAUGAGAGGAUAGAUGUUGCUGUGGAUAAGCAAAGUACUGAAGAGAUUGAGAGAUUGAAUUCGUAGAUGACAAUACUGAUGAUGUGAUUAUGGAAUUGUUGUUGUAUAUGUUUUAUUGUAUCUAUUUUCAAUUGGGAAAAUGUAAUUUUUGUAGGAGAUUCUUCAUUUUCUUUGUAAUUAGAAAUGUUGCAACCUGAACCACGUUUGUAAAGUAAAUUUUUCCUUGGUUAUGAAUUGUUAAUUAGCAUUCUUGUAACAUCUUAUGAUCCUUGAUAGAAAUAAUU